Messenger RNA from Drosophila innubila, 581 nucleotides. RefSeq names its product salivary glue protein Sgs-3-like. Lineage: Eukaryota; Metazoa; Arthropoda; Insecta; Diptera; Drosophilidae. The record is from RefSeq and is a predicted model, not a curated record. The transcript is spliced from 2 exons. Gene Ontology annotation, molecular function: protein binding. Bases 1 to 459 code for a protein of 152 amino acids.
AUGAAACUAGUCACAGUUUUAUUGCUCGUCGUCGUGGUUCUUUAUGUGGCCGAUUCAGUGAACGCCCAACGUGGUGGGCGGCCUGGUGGACCACCGGAUAGUGCUGCCAGUCCUACUCCCCGAACUACCAGACGUACUACACCUCCAACUAGACGCACUACAAGACGUACUACAAGACGUACUACAAGACGUACUACCAGGCGUACUACUAGGCGUACUACCAGGCGUACGACCAGGCGACCUACCACCAGGCGUACUACUAUAAGACCAAGAUGCGACGAUGUAUGCCCAGCUAACCAUGAUCCUGUUUGUGGCACCGUUUUUCGAAGUGGAAGGUUCAUCCAUUGUCACUUCAGCAAUCAAUGCCAACUCGAUAAUCACAGUUGCAGAAAGCAAGAAGUGUGGAUGUCGACAAGAGGUAGCUGCUCACGAAAGUCAAGCAACAGGGACUGUAGCUAAGCUGCGAAGACAGAUAUGAAUAUAGAAGAACAGUCAUGUACCAGAAGACUUAUGGAAUACAACAUUAAAUGAUAAAAAAAUAAAAGAAAAAAAUUAAAUACAAUUAAUUUAAUCAGGAAAUA